UCAUCGCUCAUGCAGCUAGCAACCGACAUAAACAAAUCUGAAUUACCGCCAAAAAAUUAAUUAAGCCAAUUCUUUUUACUAAAAACAAUAAUUUUCAUGAGUUUCCAAACUGAUUUUCUACUAUCAUCCCGAAUGCAAUGGCCGACAAGCAUUUAACGAAUAUCCAAACCGGAUUUCAUUGCGAGAAAUUUUCGCGUCCUAUCAAGCACUCGUGCUCAUGCAAUCAUAAUAGCUGGUGCAUUUGCUGCGAUCAUAUUGAAUUUCCUGCAGUUUGGCGUGAAUUACGCGAACAGCAGGAAUUGUGCGACGGCGUCAUUCGACUGAAAAAUGGCGACCGUAUAAAAGUUCAUCGCGCCAUUUUAUCGGCUUCGAGUUCGUAUUUUAAAGCAUCUUUUACUUAUAACAGUGCAUCUGGUGAGGUGAACGAUGCAGUUAUUAAUGUAGAUGUGACGCGAUCGAUAAUAAAUUCAAUUCUGGAUUAUGUCUACACUGGGAAGUGUGAGAUUACGUGGAAUAAUGUGGAGGACUUGCUGGCCGCCUCUGACCGUUACGACGUUGUAGGCUUGGUUCGGUUAUGUUGCCAGUUUUUACUAUCUGAACUGAAUCCUGACAAUUGUAUUGGAAUAUAUCUGUACGCCAAACAUUAUUUCUGCACGGAGCUAGAGAGAUGCGCUCUAGAUUUUAUUCUCACUUCAUUUUGUGACGUUGCAAGGGAGAGUGAGGAACUAGAUAAAAUCCCGGUGGAGGAGCUUUUUGCGAUUUUAAAUGACGAACAUUUGAACGUAAAGUCAGAGGAGACUGUUUUUGAAGUGAUUCGCAGAUGGGUUGAACACGAUAUGAGAGAACGCUCUGAACAUUUACCGAAGCUUCUCACUUGCGUACAGUUCGGUCUGAUGGGGUACAGGACGUUUAAGGAGCGAUUCAUGUCCUGGAGUCCGAUCAAGGAUAAUCCUGAGUGUCAGCGAGUCAUCUUGCCAUUGUCCUCACGGCCAAGGGUUCCGUACCAAGUCAUUAUGGUGGUUGGAGGAUGGACAAAUGGAUCCCCGACGGAUAUCAUUGAAAUCUAUGACACUAAAGCAGAUGUUUGGCUUCAGCUACGCUUCACGGAUUCUAGACGAGCGUACCAUGGAGUUUGCACAAUUGAUCAGAAAGUAUAUGUUUUAGGAGGAUUCGAUGGAUCCACACACUUCAAUUCAAUGCGAUGUUAUGAUCCUGUUACGUAUCAGUGGGAAGAGAAAGCCUGCAUGUAUCAACCUCGUUGCUAUGUUAGUGUGGUCGUCCUCGACAAAAAAAUUUAUGCUCUUGGUGGAUACAAUGGCCAUACGCGUUUAGACACCGUUGAACGUUAUGAUCCAGAACGCAAUCAAUGGGAAAUGGUUGCACCUAUGAGACGCUUAAGAUCAGAUGCUGGCGCAGCUGCAAUGGGAAAUCAGAUAUACGUUGUUGGCGGUUUCAAUGGAAACGAAGUACUGAACAGUUGCGAAAUGUAUAACCCGACUACGAACAGCUGGACUCUAAUAUCUCUGAUGCUAAGCCCAAGGUCCGGUGUCGGUCUUGUAGCUUGCAAUGAUGCACUCUAUGCUAUUGGAGGUUUCAGUGGCCAUCAUCGACUCCGAUCGGUCGAAAAGUAUAGCUUGAAAGAUCCCACUUGGAAUUUUGUCGCUGACAUGAUUUGCCCACGUAGCAACUUCGCUUCCGUGGUUAUCGAAAAUACAAUUUAUGUAAUCGGAGGCUUCAAUGGAACGAACACCAUUAGCUUCGUGGAAUCAUAUGAACCGAAACGAAAUACUUGGCAGUCAGUAACACAAAUGAAUGUUAACCGUUCGGCGCAGAGUGCAUGCGUAUUGAAAGGACUGCCUAACAUAAAAGGAUAUUCAUAUCAUUCUCGAGAGAUACAUGAUGCUCCCUGCACUUUGAAAAUAAUGAACAACUUUGCUAUAAGGAACGAUGAGAUUUUACAGUUGAACGACGAGUUACCUGAUAUCGAUAACAUUAUGUGGGAGCACGGAGCGCCGGAACCGUUUUUUUGAAUAAUUGUUUUAUUUGUUUUUCUUUUAAUGACUUUUCUUAACAAUAAAAAGAUCUUUUUCAAGUAA
This is a messenger RNA of Hermetia illucens (black soldier fly), 2096 nucleotides long. RefSeq names its product kelch-like protein 10. Gene Ontology annotation, molecular function: protein binding. The record is from RefSeq and is a predicted model, not a curated record. NCBI's taxonomy places the organism in Eukaryota, Metazoa, Arthropoda, Insecta, Diptera, Stratiomyidae. Bases 138 to 2030 code for a protein of 630 amino acids. The transcript is spliced from 6 exons.